This is a messenger RNA of Nycticebus coucang (slow loris), 2463 nucleotides long. It is a transcript of the gene SGSH, whose product is annotated as N-sulfoglucosamine sulfohydrolase. Gene Ontology annotation, molecular function: N-sulfoglucosamine sulfohydrolase activity. The record is from RefSeq and is a predicted model, not a curated record. NCBI's taxonomy places the organism in Eukaryota, Metazoa, Chordata, Mammalia, Primates, Lorisidae. Gene Ontology annotation, biological process: heparan sulfate proteoglycan catabolic process; glycosaminoglycan catabolic process. Bases 49 to 1557 code for a protein of 502 amino acids. The transcript has 8 exons.
AGGAGCCAGAGCCCGAGGGGACCCGACUCCGUCUCCCCAGUCGCCGCCAUGCGCCACCCCGGGCCCACCUGCUGCGCGCUGCUGCUUGUCCUGGGGCUCUGCCGGGCGCGGCCCCGGAAUGUGCUUCUGAUCCUCGCGGAUGAUGGAGGCUUUGAGAGUGGUGCAUACAACAACAGCGCCAUCUCCACCCCUCACCUGGAUGCCUUGGCCCGUCACAGCCUCAUCUUCCGCAAUGCCUUCACCUCCGUCAGCAGCUGCUCUCCCAGCCGUGCCAGCCUACUCACAGGCCUGCCCCAGCACCAGAAUGGGAUGUAUGGGCUGCACCAAGGCCAACACCACUUCAACUCCUUCGACGCGGUGCAGAGCCUGCCGCAGCUGCUCAGUCAGGCCGGCGUGCGCACAGGCAUCAUUGGAAAGAAGCACGUGGGCCCGCAGGCAGUAUACCCAUUUGACUUCGCCUACACGGAGGAGAACAGCCCCGUCCUCCAGGUGGGGCGGAACAUCACUCGGAUUAAGCUGCUGGUCCGGAAGUUCCUACAAACUCAGGACGACAGGCCCUUCUUCCUCUACGUCGCCUUCCACGACCCCCACCGCUGCGGGCACUCCCAGCCCCAGUAUGGGGUCUUCUGUGAGAAGUUUGGCAAUGGGGAGAGCGGCAUGGGACGCAUCCCAGACUGGACCCCCCAGACCUACAGCCCCCAGGACGUGCUGGUGCCUUACUUCGUCCCUGACACCCCAGCAGCCCGAGCUGACCUGGUGGCUCAGUAUACCACCAUUGGCCGGAUGGACCAAGGGGUUGGCCUGGUGCUCCAGGAGCUGCGCGGAGCAGGUGUCCUGAAUGACACCCUGGUGAUCUUCACGUCUGAUAAUGGGAUCCCGUUCCCCAGCGGCAGGACCAACCUGUACUGGCCAGGCACCGCUGAACCCUUGCUAGUGUCAUCCCCGGAGCACCCAAAACGCUGGGGCCAGGUCAGCGAGGCCUACGUGAGCCUCCUAGACCUCACGCCCACCAUCCUGGACUGGCUCUCCAUCUCCUACCCCAGCUACACCAUCUUUGGCUCUGAGAUCGUCCGGCUCACUGGCCGGUCCCUCCUGCCAGCACUGGAGACAGAGCCGCCUUGGACCACAGUCUUCGGCAGCCAGAGCCUCCACGAGGUCACCAUGUCCUACCCCAUGCGCUCCAUACAGCACCGCAGCUUCCGCCUUGUGCACAACCUCAGCUUCCGGAUGCCUUUCCCCAUCGACCAGGACUUCUACGUCUCCCCGACCUUCCAGGACAUCCUGAACCGCACCGCGGCUGGGCAGCCCACGGGCUGGUACAAGGACCUUCACCACUACUACUACCGGGCACGCUGGGAGCUCUACGACCAGAGCCGGGACCCCCAUGAGACCCAGAACCUGGCCAGUGACCCACGCUUCUCUCAGGUUCUUGAAAUGCUGCAGGCCCAGCUGGCCAAGUGGCAGUGGGAGACCCACGACCCUUGGGUGUGUGCCCCUGAUGGCGUCCUGGAGGAGAAGCUCUCUCCCCAAUGCCAGCCCCUCCACAAUGAGCUGUGACAGUCUCUGGAGCCACCUUUCCUCCUUUCCCAUCCCAGAAACAUUCCCACAAGCAUUCUUGACUGGUGGUGGAAGGGACCACCCCAGGGCAAUGAUUCCCAGCCCUUCCAAGAUGCCUCUGCCUGGAAGGAAGGCCAGGUGUGUGUCCCAGGCUCUACUCUCCAGCGGUGCUGCCACCAUAGUAGAGGACACCACCGUCCUCAUGUCUGAACCGUACCCCAGCAUAGCAAUUCUAGGGGGGCUUUGGGGACAGGGCAGGGUCCUAAGCCCAUGAUGAGGGAGGCUGUUUGCCAGGUUGGUUUGAGGACCUGAAGCUGGAAGGACUAGAGACCCUCUUCAGUCUAUGGAACCAACAGGUAUUUCUGAGCCCUUCACCUGUGGAGAGGUGGGGGCUUCUGUGCCACAAGGCCAUGGGUGGCAGUGGGUCCAAAGCACGCUCAGUGUGACAAUGUGGCAUGUGUCUGUUACUAAGCUGUGGGCUGGAGGAAGCCUCUGAGCAACCCUGGGGCUUGUUACUGCCUCCUUUGGUUUGCCCCAAAGUCAGCUACCAGCCCCAGGAAGUCUUCUGAUGGCGGGAGCUCCCUGAGUGCUGAGUCUGCUCCUGUGGUCUUUCUGGGCAAAGCUCAUUCUUUUCAGAUUGUCCAGAGAUGAAGGUACACAGAUGCCCCCAUCCCUCUAGCUUGGGUUAUUCUCCUUGGAUGACAACAGCGUUGCAUGGACAAGGGGCUGUACCUACCGGGCCUCCACCCUCCACGGGGGCAGAAGCUUGGCAGGAAGGGACUCAGGUCCUCAGUGGGAGGCUCCCCUCACUCCUUCCUCCUCCAUUGAAUGCUGGAGGUGGGAAGAAAGCCGCAGGCCAGAGUAUUACAAAAGGUUUUUAUUUUAGUAAAAUAUGUAGAAGUUCAU